Molecule: messenger RNA, 1434 nt
Organism: Alternaria conjuncta
Lineage: Eukaryota; Fungi; Ascomycota; Dothideomycetes; Pleosporales; Pleosporaceae
Exons: 4
Coding region: 1-1434 (477 amino acids)
Cellular component (GO): cytosol; nucleus
Molecular function (GO): protein binding; protein serine/threonine phosphatase activity
Source: RefSeq, a predicted model, not a curated record
AUGGGUGCCCCGACCGACGAAGCCACCAAGCUCAAGGACCAGGGCAACAAUGCCUUCAGGAACCAGGAAUGGGACAAUGCCCUUGAGUUCUACACCAAAGCGAUAGAGGCCUACAACGCAGAGCCCUCGUUCUACACCAACCGCGCACAAACAUACAUCAAGCUCGAACAGUAUGGAUACGCUAUACAAGACGCCGACACGGCGAUUGAAUUGGACCCAAACAACGUCAAGGCAUACUACCGCCGCGCCUCAGCGAAUACCGCCAUCCUCAAGCACCGUGAAGCGCUGCGCGACUGGAAGCUCGUCGUCAAGAAAGCCCCCAACGAUGCCAACGCAAAGCUGCGCAUGGCCGAGUGCGACAAGGUCGUCAAGCGAGACGCCUUCCUCAAAGCCAUCGAGGUCGAAGAUGCGCCGUCGGCAGCAGAGGGUCUAGACUUGGAACACAUGGCCGUAGACCCCUCAUACGAUGGCGCAAAGCUCGGAGACAAGAUGACAUUGGAGUUUGUCGAAGACAUGAUUGAGCGAUUCAAGAACGGCAAGAAGCUGGCCAAGAAAUACGUCUACCAGAUCAUCAUCGCCGUCAUGGACAUUGUCAAGAAGGAGCCCACCAUGGUCGAGCACGAUGUCGAAGAUGGAAAAGAGAUCACCGUCUGUGGUGAUACUCACGGCCAAUUCUUCGAUCUCAUGAACAUCUUCAAUCUCGCCGGCAAGCCCUCCGAAAAGAACGCGUUCCUCUUCAACGGCGACUUCGUCGACCGAGGCUCUUGGUCCACCGAGAUCGCCCUGCUGCUUUACGCCUACAAAUGGCUAUACCCCGAUAGCUUCUUCCUGAACCGCGGAAACCACGAGACGGACGACAUGAACAGGAUGUACGGUUUCGAGGGUGAAUGCAGGGCGAAAUACACCGAGCGAGUCUUUAAGCUGUUCUCGGAGUCCUUCUCCGCGCUUCCUCUUGCCACCCUCAUCGGUAAGAAGUACUUUGUGCUUCACGGUGGCUUGUUCUCGGACGACAAGGUCACGUUAGAUGACGUGCGAAAGCUCGACCGAUUCAAGCAGCGUCAACCGGGACAAUCUGGGCUCAUGAUGGAGAUGCUUUGGACCGACCCGCAAACGAACCCAGGCCGUGGACCCAGCAAGCGCGGUGUCGGUCUGCAAUUUGGUCCCGAUAUCACCAAGCGCUUCUGCGAGAACAACGGCCUCGAGGCUAUCAUUCGGUCGCACGAAGUACGCAUGGAGGGUUACGAAGUCGAGCACGAUGGACGCUGUAUCACCGUCUUCUCGGCGCCCAACUACUGUGACAGCACCCACAACAAGGGCGCAUUCAUCAAGAUCGGCCCAGAGUACAAGCUCAAGUUCACCCAGUUCGACGCUGUUGCGCAUCCAAACAUCAAGCCAAUGGCAUACGCAUCAAGUGGCAUGGCCGGUAUGAUCUAA